CUUGGCGAGUUACCCAAAAAACUUCUCUCUUCCUCAGUGCUUUGCACUCUUCUCUCACAACAGUUUUUGCCUUUCAAUACAUCUGGACCAACAUAGAAGAGAAUUAACAGCUUUUUGCUUUAACCUCCACCACUGGGAAAUUCAGGGAAUCAAAUUCUCUCUUAAAUCUAGGUAGUUACUGAGUACCGUUUUAGACGACUGGUUUCCUGAACACACCCUCUGGCACCGAGUCUGCAUUCAACUUGAUUCUGUCCUUCAACUCAGACCAACAACAUCUACUGACUUUAGGAUGCCUCUGGGUGGAGGAAAUAAAUGUGGCCGCUGUUCAAAGACAGUUUACUUUGCAGAGGAAGUCCUGUGCGAUGGGCGGAGCUUCCACAAGUCCUGCUUCCUGUGCAUGGUGUGUGGGAAGAACUUGGACAGCACAACUGUAGCCGUCCAUAUGGAUGAAGUCUACUGCAAGGCAUGCUAUGGCAAGAAAUAUGGACCAAAAGGCUAUGGGUAUGGUCAGGGUGCCGGGACCCUCAGCAUGGACAAAGGAGAAUCAUUGGGUAUUAAACAGGAAAUGCCUGCCCCUCAUCGCCCGACCACCAAUCCAAACCCCUCAAAGAUAGCACAGAAGUUUGGAGGGUCGGACAGAUGCCCCCGGUGUGGCAAGGCUGUCUAUGCUGCUGAGAAAGUGAUUGGAGCAGGAAAUUCUUGGCAUAAGAUUGGAUGUUUCACCUGUGCCACAUGUGGGAAAAGUCUUGAGUCGACCACACUAGCUGAUAAGGAAGGAGAAAUCUACUGUAAAGCCUGUUACGGCAAAAACUUUGGUCCCAAGGGAUUCGGGUAUGGACUAGGAGCCGGAGCGUUGGCGCACACCCAGUGAAGUCCAGUGUGGCAUGUCUGAUUCACGCUAAACUACUUUCCAUGCAGACGGCAGCUGCUACAACUAAUGUGGAGGAAGCAUCCUUCAUCCAGCACUGCAUUAGAACAUUUCUAGAGAUCACCACACAAACACAAAGAUUGAAAAUGCUUUUUCCUCUUACGGUAAUCCACCACUUUCUGAAAAUCUAGCAGAGUAUGAUCAAAAAAUAGAUCCAUUUAAUCACACUAUGUCUAUUUAAUCAAUCUCUUUAACUGUACACUGACUUGUGCUAAUGCUUUAACUUCAUAUUUAGCAGUUGAAACAGACUUGGAUGAUUACUUUUCAGAAAUAGUUCAGUGAUAAAUCAAAUAAAGACUCAGUGUCCUCUUUCUUCAAAUACAAUUAUAUGCUAUAAAAAAACAAAAGGCAUGUGUUUUUGCACAAGGUCAUUGAAAGAGAACUACAGAAGCCAGGUUGUUUACGUGAAUGUAUAUUUAAAAGAGAUGCCACUUUACAUUUUAUUCAUUUUUCUCAUAACUCAGUGGCACACCUCAUGCUGCUCACAUGAUAAAGCUUCUAUAUUGUAAAAAUUGGAGAAUGGCUCAACAUGUCUAUUGUCAGACUGCAAAAUAUGUAAAAAAAAAAAAAAAGUCCUUUCCCUCUUGUAAGAUGUUUGUAUUGGAUAUUUUUAAAACCUUCAUGUAUUUUUUUACAGUAUUAUUUGCAGUAUUACUCAGUGUGCUUGAUUAUAAGGUGCAACUCAUAAAAAAAA
Molecule: messenger RNA, 1622 nt
Organism: Cyprinodon variegatus (sheepshead minnow)
Lineage: Eukaryota; Metazoa; Chordata; Actinopteri; Cyprinodontiformes; Cyprinodontidae
Gene: csrp1a
Product: cysteine and glycine-rich protein 1-like
Exons: 6
Coding region: 290-871 (193 amino acids)
Biological process (GO): sarcomere organization; muscle tissue development
Cellular component (GO): nucleus; Z disc; cytoplasm
Molecular function (GO): structural constituent of muscle; actinin binding
Source: RefSeq, a predicted model, not a curated record